AUGGAGAGUCGCCGCGGCGACAGGAACUCGAAAGAGGGCGGUCGUGGCGGAAAAAAGAAUUCAAGGGAGGAGAAGCCGAAAAGUAAAGCUUCCAGAUGCCUUCGACUCACACGUGCUCUGAAUGCUCAAAAAGGCCUUGGAGUGAGGACACAAAUCAAUCAGAACACACACUUCCUUGACCUGUCAGCAGUAUACGGUUCUGAAGAAUGUGAAGGAGCAUCAGUGCGAUCCUUCGUCAAUGGAGAACUAAGGACAUAUGUACAUAGUGGAGACGUUCUGCCGCCACAGAAUAAGAAUGACUCGAACUGCCUGUCAAAAGCACCGUACUACUGUUUUACCACUGGUGACUUCCGAAAUUCCCUACAUCCCGGACUUGUCCCAUUACACACGGUCUACAUCAAAGAACACAAUCGAAUCGCUGCUCUGUUCAAGCGAAGCAACCCAUCGUGGAAUGAUGAGCCAGCACUUUCCAGAGCCAGGCAUAUCACAUAUACUGAUAACACCAUGGUACAGAGUUGCCAUUUUGAGAGCACUAGGGAAGCUCGUCGCGUGAACAUUGCUCAAUAUCAGCAUCAAGUCUACUCUGAGUAUCUCCCAUUAGUUGUCGGCAAUAAACUCUGGAAUGACUUCGGCUUGAAGCCAUUGCAAUCUGGAUUCAGUACUGCUGGUUACUCCACCUCGGUGAACGCAGCUCUUUCGGCAGAAUUCGCCGCUGCUGCAUUCCGAUUUGGUCAUGGCACGGCAAGGAAAGAUUUCCCAAGAGUCACCAACAGUAACAAAACAGCUGGCGCAACAGUCGACAUGGGCAGUAAUAUCUUCUAUGUGGACUCGCACUAUGCGGCAAAUCAGGGAGGACAGGCAUCAUUCAUUGAAGGUAUGAUGCAUCAUCCAGCAAUGAAAUCCGACAAGGAGUUUUCGUUCCCUAUCAGAAAUCAGCUGUUCGAAAUCCGUGGCCAGCCCGGAUCUGGAGUGGAUUUGGUGGCAGUUAAUAUCAUGCGAGGACGUGACGUC
This is a messenger RNA of Ostertagia ostertagi, 1011 nucleotides long. NCBI's taxonomy places the organism in Eukaryota, Metazoa, Nematoda, Chromadorea, Rhabditida, Trichostrongylidae. The record is from the annotation of a GenBank genome assembly.